Messenger RNA from Amborella trichopoda, 2274 nucleotides. Its product is annotated as cysteine-rich receptor-like protein kinase 19. The record is from RefSeq and is a predicted model, not a curated record. Gene Ontology annotation, molecular function: ATP binding; protein serine/threonine kinase activity. Gene Ontology annotation, cellular component: plasma membrane. Lineage: Eukaryota; Viridiplantae; Streptophyta; Magnoliopsida; Amborellales; Amborellaceae. Gene Ontology annotation, biological process: protein phosphorylation.
GUCCGUCAUGGCAAUUGCAGGCAGCCCUUAAAACUACUAACAUACAAAAGGCUAAAUAUAUUGAAGACCUAAAUAAAAUUAAAGUGUGGCAAAUGGCUUCUCUCCUUUUUCUCCAUCUCUUAACAAUAUUAUCCUUCACCUUUCUAUUGCCUGAACCUGUCAUAGCCCAACAAUAUCCAUACCACAACUGCACAGGCACAAGAAGUUACAGCCCUGGGACUCCAUAUGACAACAAUCUCAGACAACUGCUGAAUGAUUUCAGAAACAACACACCAACCCCAGGUGGCUUUGCUAAUUCCUCCGUCGGGGAGGGCUCCGACAAGGUCUACGGCCUCGUCCUGUGCGGCGGUGGGUUCGAAAGGAAUGAGCGAUGCACGCGAUGUGUGAUUGAUGCAGCCCUAUCCAUCCAACCCCUCUGUGCCUACAAGACACAGGGUGUCAUCUGGUACCAGUUUUGCCUCCUCCGCUACUCAGAGGAGGACUUCUUCGGGAAGGUGGAGAUGAGAGACUUAAACUUUUUCCAGAGCGGAGCGAAUUAUUCUGAGCUAAUGGCCGUCAACAGGACGCUAAGCGGUCUCUUGUUUGGACUAGUUGAAAGGGCCACAAGUGAUCCAUCGUUGUUUGCAAUUCAGAUGGGGGUUCCGGUCGCGGGGCAUCAGACACUGAGUGGUUGGGUUCAGUGUACCAGGGACCUUAGCAGCCAAGGUUGUAGUGAGUGCCUUCGACAUGGAAUUGAACAGAUGUUUAAGUGCUGCAGUCGAAGCUCAUGGGUGCAAAUGCUCGGCGAGAGUUGCAUCAUGAGAUACUGGGUGGUCGCCGCUACCGGGUGGCCUGCUGCAUCUCCUUCUGCAUCAAGUUCAAAUACAACUGGAAGAAAUGGGCUGUCUUCGACAGUCAUUGCCAUCAUCUCAAUCUCAACAACUUUUUUUGGAGUAUUAUUCUUUGCUUGUGUUUGCUAUUGUCUCUGGAGAAGGAAGGAAAGAUUGAAAGGAAACAUCGGAGAACAUGUGCCUAGCAAGAAAGAUGGAGAAGGAAAAGAGCUACCUUUGUUUGAUUUGGAUACAUUAAAGGCUGCCACAAACAAUUUCUCUGAUCAGAACAAGCUUGGAAAAGGUGGUUUUGGCCCAGUUUACAAGGGUAAGCUAAGUGAUGGACAAGAAAUAGCUGUGAAGAGGCUCUCUAGAAGCUCUGGGCAAGGUCUAGAGGAGUUCAGGAAUGAGGUUGUAGUGAUUGCAAAACUACAACACAGAAACCUUGUCAGGCUCCUCGGUUGCUGCUUAGAAAGUGAAGAAAAGCUACUUGUCUAUGAAUACAUGCACAAUGGAAGCCUGGAUGCCUAUAUCUUUGAUUCAAGUAAGAAACAACAGCUACAAUGGAGAAAACGAUUCGACAUCGUUGUAGGGAUUGCUCGAGGCCUACUCUAUCUUCAUCAAGAUUCUCGACUUCGAAUAAUUCACCGAGACUUGAAGGCCAGCAAUGUUUUACUGGACCAUGAGAUGAACCCAAAAAUAUCGGACUUUGGAAUGGCGAGGAUAUUUGAAACAAAUCAAACUCAAGCUAAUACAAACAGGGUUGUGGGAACAUAUGGAUACAUGGCCCCAGAGUACGCCAUGGAUGGACUAUUUUCUAUGAAGUCCGAUGUAUUCAGCUUCGGAAUUUUAUUGCUUGAAAUCAUUUGUGGCAAAAAGAACACUGGUCUCUAUCUUCGUGAGUCUUCACAAAGUCUUCUAGGAACUGCCUGGAGGCUAUGGCAUGAAGGGAAAGGCAUGGAAUUCACAGAUCCAGUCCUGUGUCAAUCCCGUCAUGACAGUGAAAUAUUACGAUGUAUUCAAAUCGGAUUAUUGUGUGUCCAAGAAGAUCCAAUGGAAAGGCCGAACAUGACUUCAACUCUCUCCAUGUUAAACAACGAAGCUGUUGCACUUCCUGUGCCUAGAGAACCGACAUUUUUGGUGGAGAGAAGAAUCCCUAGGGUGGAGUCAGAUCCAUCUUCCAGUAGCAUCAAAACGCAUUCCACAAAUCGGAUCACUAUUUCGGAAAUUAAACCACGAUGAUGAAUGCAGCAACUUUUCGUCCUUGAAGGAUCAUGGAUACACAAGACUAGAGGUUGAGAUGAAUAAUUUCAUCCCCCAAUAAAUUGAAGCACGCUAAUAUUACUUACUAAUAUUGUGGUGUGUGUAUGCUUGUGAAGGUAUUGAACAUUAAUUCUAUUAUUUGUAACAUACAUACUGACUUAUCAUACAAAUCCAAUGCAAAGAGACUCCAUUGCAAAGUCUU